UCAGCCGCGUGCGUCUGCGCGCACCGGGCUGCGACAGAAGGAGUGGCUGAGUGUCUGAGUAGGGGAGAGAGAGCGAGUGAGAGGGAGCGAGAGAGAGGCAAAGAGAAAGAGUUAUUGGAGGAAUUUUCACGCGCUCACACACACGCGCAUCCUUCCCACGGUCAAUGGAUCUGAGUGCGUGACGCUCUGAAACACCAGCACAGGACCAAACCAGGGAUUUUGGAGUGCCGCCGGUGUGUUCUGGGUCGAGCGCUGCAGUCAUGGGCACGAUUCUGUCGCUGUCGCCGAGCUCGCGGAAGGGGGGUGUAUGUGUUGAUGAAAAAUUGGACCUUGCGACCGGCGGUAAACCUGAGAAAAGCUUAAAGAAACGUCACUCCGUGCUGCUCCACGCGCUGACAUGGAAGCGGUUGGUCGCUACCUCCGCAAAAAAGAAAAGCGCAAAAAAGGUGAAUCCGAACCCCCCAACGAGCCAGGCCCGACCGGACCCGUUGGUAGAUCAGCUCAACACUGACAACCUUAAGAAAUCCAUAACAAAAGGGAUAAAUGACCAUAAACCUGGGCCAAAGCAAGGACCCAUCGCCGUCCCUGUGCCCACCGUUCCAGACCAAAACCGUCGUCAAACACAGAACGGUCGGCCUCUACUCUCUCCUCGGCGGGUGGUGGUACAGGCUUCCACAGGAGAGCUCCUCCGCUGCCUCUCAGACUUCAUGUGCCGCCGCUGCUUUAAACUCAAAGAGCUUUCCCCGAACGAGAUCAUCCUGUGGUUCAGAAACGUGGACCGAGCUCUGCUUGUCCAGGGCUGGCAGGACCAGGGCUUUAUCUCCCCAGCAAACCUGGUCUUUGUGUAUCUGCUGUGCCGGGAGGCCGUAGAGGAAGACACGGCUUCGGAAUAUGAGCUCCAGGCCACCUUUCUCACCUGCUUGUACCUGGCAUACUCCUACAUGGGUAACGAGAUUUCCUACCCCCUCAAGCCAUUCUUGGUGGAGUCCAGUCGCGAAGCGUUUUGGGAUCGAGCCCUGGGGCUUAUCGAUAAGAUGAGUGGGCCGAUGCUUCGCAUCAACGCCGACCCGCACUACUUCACCGAGGUGUUCCAAGAUCUGAAGAACGAGGGAGGAUCUAGGGAGAGGGAGAAGGAGAAGGAGAAGGAAAAGGAGGGUGAAGGGAGACGUAUUACAGACCUGGAUCGUUAGAAAGGAGCAAGAGUAAAUAAAUCAUUAAGCUUAUAUUGGGACAAAAGUUUACGGGCGCAGACACCAAUCCUGCUGGUUGAUAAAGCGGGACUGAAUGUAAACCCAGUUGGUAGACCGCGGUCAGAGGCGCGAGGUGUUUAUAUCACAGACCGGGCCCGGUGGAAAUAAGAGGCCUGCAGGCCUCUCACCGGUUGGACCCUUGCCUCGCCUCUUUAAAGACAUGUCAUUAUUUAUGUAAAUCCAAUCUUUGGGAAUCUGACACUGAAGACAGGGUCUGGGAGAAAGGGAUAGUAUAAUUUACUGCAUGCUGUAUAAAAAAGAGUAUUCUGAUUGUACCUUUUAUGUGGUUUUCGGGAAACUGUAGACUGUGUGUGGUCCAGGCGGUAGGCUAUGAGUUUCAGUGAUAGCUUAUGUGCGUUCAUGUUUUGGGGUAAUACAUUUCUAUAUGUCAUUCGGAGCUGGAUAUAGGAGAGGAGAACUCUCCAUGGUCCUGAAUCCGAUGUUUCUCCUCAGAACUUUGAAUGUAUGGUACUUUUACCAACAAAUGGACGGACUUAACCGUCAAUAUGUGCCAACUGUUGCUAUGAUAAAACGUUAUGUUUUAUAUGGUACUCUCAAAAAUUAUAAAUCGUAACAAAUGACUGUGUUUGCGUCCCGGCACUGUUUUGGGGAAUUAACAUUCUGACAUAUGCAGGGUAG
This is a messenger RNA of Hypomesus transpacificus, 1889 nucleotides long. It is a transcript of the gene cdk5r2a, whose product is annotated as cyclin-dependent kinase 5, regulatory subunit 2a (p39). Bases 261 to 1190 code for a protein of 309 amino acids. The transcript has 2 exons. The record is from RefSeq and is a predicted model, not a curated record. Gene Ontology annotation, biological process: positive regulation of cyclin-dependent protein serine/threonine kinase activity; brain development; activation of protein kinase activity. NCBI's taxonomy places the organism in Eukaryota, Metazoa, Chordata, Actinopteri, Osmeriformes, Osmeridae. Gene Ontology annotation, cellular component: cytoplasm; protein kinase 5 complex. Gene Ontology annotation, molecular function: cyclin-dependent protein serine/threonine kinase activator activity; protein kinase binding.